Xenopus tropicalis (tropical clawed frog) is the source of this 1545-nucleotide messenger RNA. It is a transcript of the gene ckb, whose product is annotated as creatine kinase, brain. Lineage: Eukaryota; Metazoa; Chordata; Amphibia; Anura; Pipidae. The record is from RefSeq and is marked provisional. Gene Ontology annotation, biological process: phosphocreatine biosynthetic process. Gene Ontology annotation, molecular function: kinase activity; phosphotransferase activity, nitrogenous group as acceptor; catalytic activity.
CUGAGGAGAGGUUAGGGUCUCCAGUUUGCGGUUUCCAAUUAAGCAAGACUAAGUCUAGUGCAAUCAUGCCUUUCGGUAACUCUCACAACACCUUGAAGCUGAAGAACUCUGUGGAUGAGGAGUUCCCAGACUUGUCUGCCCACAACAAUCAUAUGGCCAAGGUGCUGACAAAGGAUCUCUACGCGAAACUGAGGGAUAAACAGACACCUAGUGGAUUUACCGUGGAUGAUGUCAUUCAAACUGGGGUUGACAACCCAGGCCAUCCCUUUAUUAUGACAGUGGGAUGUGUCGCUGGGGAUGAAGAAUCUUAUGAAGUCUUUAAGGAGCUCUUUGACCCUAUCAUUGAGGACAGACAUGGUGGCUACAAGCCAACAGAUCAGCACAAGACUGACAUAAAUUCAGAAAACCUAAAGGGAGGUGAUGAUCUGGACCCAAACUAUGUACUCAGCUCUCGGGUCAGAACUGGAAGGAGUAUUCGUGGAUUCAGCCUCCCACCUCACUGCAGCCGUGGAGAAAGGCGUGCAAUUGAAAAGAUGUCAAUUGAAGCACUUGCUAGCUUGGAUGGGGACCUAAAAGGAAAAUACUACGCUCUUAAUACCAUGACUGAUCAGGAGCAGCAGCAGCUUAUCGAUGACCACUUCCUGUUUGAUAAGCCAGUUUCUCCACUCCUCUUGGCCUCUGGAAUGGCCCGUGACUGGCCUGAUGCCAGAGGAAUCUGGCACAACGACAACAAGACCUUCCUUGUCUGGAUCAAUGAGGAAGACCAUCUUCGUGUGAUCUCAAUGCAAAAGGGUGGCAACAUGAAGGAUGUGUUCCAGAGGUUUUGCACUGGCCUUACAAAGAUUGAAGCUAUCUUCAAGAACAAAGGAUCUGCAUUCAUGUGGAACCAGCAUCUUGGUUAUGUUCUUACCUGCCCAUCCAACCUCGGUACUGGUCUGAGGGCUGGUGUUCACAUUAAGUUGCCAAACUUAAGCAAGAAUGAGAAGUUUGGUGAAAUCCUGAAGAGACUUAGACUACAGAAGAGAGGAACAGGUGGUGUAGACACUGCAGCCGUUGGUGGGGUGUUUGAUAUCUCCAAUGCUGAUCGUCUGGGUUUCUCUGAGGUUGAACUGGUCCAAAUGGUGGUUGAUGGUGUAAAACUCCUUGUUGAAAUGGAAAAAUGCCUGGAAAAAGGAGAGUCCAUCGAUGACCUCAUUCCAGCACAGAAAUAACUGCACUUUAUUGGCCAUGCUUUCUAAUUUAUUGGAUGAAAUAGCUACACUCCAAGACCCUGGGGACCCAACCUGCUUAGUAACACUGUAGAAAUGUCUUCCAUCUGUUUCUUAGAAUUAUCUUUCUUUUGAUGGCUGCAAUGUUACUAAAGAUAGAAAAUAAACAAUGGUCUUGCGUUGACCUGUCAAAGGUGUCUGGCUUUCCAUCUUAAAUGGGGAUAUGGCUGAAACUGUAAUGUGUAAAUUCUCUUCUGCAUUAUAAAAUUGGGUCAGCAAAUAGAUGGCCUUUUAAACAAACAUCCAAACGCCAAAAUAAAGAAAAUGGUGUACAUUU